AUGUUAAAUGUUAUUGUUUUUCAAGAAAACUUAUUUUACUAUUUCUGUUUUGUAGCCAACCAACCUCUAGAUCAUUCUGGCCUGACACUUUAUGUCACCAAAGAAAAACAAAAAUAUUCGGCUGGAAUAUUCCUUCUUGAUUCAUAUUCAGGUGUUAUCCCUGCUAAUAAACCAGCUUAUAACAUAAAUAUGAGCUGUAAGGUUAACAUUUCAGGAAGCAUAUAUCCAUUUGCUUACCGAACACAUGCUCAUGGUUUAGGAGUUGUGAUAUCAGGUUAUAAAUUCAAUGGUACUUGGACACUGAUUGGCAAAGGAAAUCCGCAGUGGCCACAGGCUUUUUAUCCUGUUGAGAAAAUUGUAGAAAUCAAGAAAAAUGAUGUUUUGGUUGGCCGUUGUACUUAUAACUCUGUGGGACAUAAUAGAAAAACAGUUAUGGGCCCAAAACAUACAGAUGAAAUGUGUAACUUUUACAUGAUGUACUAUUCCGACAAUAGUAAAAAUAUCUCCAGCUACAUGGAGUGCAUAGAUAAUCAGGUAUCAAGGGUUUCGCAACAUAUUCCUGCAGAUUCAGCUAAGCCUUUGCCACCAAAUCCUUUGCUUGAAGCAAAAGCAUCAAUGACUAUUCACCAUCCUCACACUGGAUCAUCAAAUCCCAAUGUGAAGCAAGAAAUGAUUUAUGAUCCAAGUUGGCCUGAUAAAAAAGCAGUAACCUUAGGCUUUGUCAGUGGUAUAACUGUUGACCCCUCAGGCAAUGUGCAUAUAUUCCACAGGGGCCCAAGAAUCUGGAACAUUCAGUCAUUUAAUCGCAGCAAUAUUUUUCAGGAUCAAGAUAAACCAAUCACUGUUCCUACCAUUGUUGUAUUUGAUAGAAAAGGAAAAUUUGUGAAACAAUGGGGUGCUAAUAUGUUCUUUAUGCCACAUGGAAUCACUGCUGAUCAUAAUGGCUCUAUCUGGAUCACAGAUGUUGCUCUGCAUCAGGUAUUUCGCUUUCCAUCUGGAGAAACUAAACCUGAUUUGGAAUUGGGUGAAAGAUUUCGCCCUGGAAAUGACAACCAGCAUUUUUGCAAACCUGCAGAUGUUGCAGUUAUGAGUGAUGGUCAGUUCUUUGUUGCUGAUGGUUAUUGCAAUACUCGUAUACUCAAAUUUUCCAAAGAUGGCACAUUCCUAAAGAAGUGGGGUUACAGCAAUGGAGCAGUUGGGGCUGAUGGUUUCCCUGGCCCUGGUGUAUUUUUUGUUGUGCAUAGUGUCACAGUUGCUGAGGAUAAAGGACUUGUUUGUGCCAGUGACAGAGAAAAUGGACGCAUACAAUGUUUUGAUGUAAAUGGAAAUUUCAGACAGCAAAUUCAUCUUAAAGAGUUUGGUUAUGAAUUGUAUGCACUUGAUUACUGUCCUCAACAUGGUGGAUUACUAUUUGCUGUCAAUGGACCUCAAAACCAAACAAGCAAGCCAUGUAAAGUUUUCAUUAUUAACAUUCACUCUGGAAAUCUUAUUUCUUCUUGGCUUUGUCCUACGGGCAUGGAUUUCCCACAUGACAUCAGUGUAGACAGUGUCAGCCACUCAGCAUAUAUUGGUGAUUUGCUUGCGCGUACUGCCUGGAAACUACAGAUGGUAUCAGUAAAUUUAACAGGCACAUUCUCCAAAAAGAACCAUAUUGGUCAGCCAAGUGUUGGGCAGUCUAACUCACAGCUUGAAGAAAAUCCAAACAAAGCAGACUUUCAAGUGUCAGUUCUUAUUGGAAGCCUUUUAAUUGCUCCAAUGUUCCUUAUCAUCAUAAUCACAGUAUUUGUACGUUACUGUAAUUCUGCCAAGCUUAAAUGUUGUGAUCAUCGAGGAGGUAGCUUGAUUGGUCGGCAACACAAAUCAUUCUUUGGCAAUUUCCUCACAGAUCGACAUAAGGGAUUUAAUCCUGUUAAUACGGAGGAUAGUGACCACGAAAUUGAUCCUUUGACCCUUUCAGAUGAUGAAGAGGAUUACUACAGAAUUCCUACUAAGUCUCGGACCUAA
Messenger RNA from Acanthosepion pharaonis, 2004 nucleotides. NCBI's taxonomy places the organism in Eukaryota, Metazoa, Mollusca, Cephalopoda, Sepiida, Sepiidae. The record is from the annotation of a GenBank genome assembly.